Molecule: messenger RNA, 1919 nt
Organism: Stegostoma tigrinum
Lineage: Eukaryota; Metazoa; Chordata; Chondrichthyes; Orectolobiformes; Stegostomatidae
Product: cytochrome P450 3A30-like
Exons: 14
Coding region: 48-1826 (592 amino acids)
Molecular function (GO): oxidoreductase activity, acting on paired donors, with incorporation or reduction of molecular oxygen, reduced flavin or flavoprotein as one donor, and incorporation of one atom of oxygen; iron ion binding; steroid hydroxylase activity
Source: RefSeq, a predicted model, not a curated record
CACUAGCUCAGGCUGCCUAGAGCUGUUGCUUGCUGUUUCUCGUCGGGAUGCCUGUCCUUUUCACAGAGAGGCUGGGGGCGAUCCGCGCCGCUCUGUCCGACCAGACCUGGAUCCUUCUCCUCACUUUCCUGCUGCUGCUGGCCUGGUACAGUGUUCUACCAUAUAGGCUAUUUAGGCGACUUGGAGUUCCAGGCCCAAUGCCGCUGCCAUUCCUUGGAACAUUUCUACAUUAUAGAAAGGGAAUGUUUGGAUUUGACACAGAAUGCUACAAGAAAUAUGGAAAGAUGUGGGGCAUCUAUGAUGGACGCCAGCCCAUUCUAUGUCUUAUGGAUCCUGACCUAAUUAAAACCAUCUUCAUAAAAGAAUUUUACACUCUGUUCACCAAUAGACGGGACUUUGGUCUGAAUGGACCACUGGCUGAGUCCAUCCUGAUUGUUCAAGAUGACCAUUGGAAGAGAAUCCGAAGUGUCCUUUCACCAACUUUCACCAGUGGGAGACUGAAAGAGAUGUGUCCAAUCAUCAGUCACUACGUAGAAAAUCUUGUGAAGAAUGCAAAAAAGAAAGCAGAGCUGAAUGAAUCUGCUGACAUGAAAGAUAUCUUUGGUACAUAUAGCAUGGAUGUGGUGACGAGCACUGCAUUCAGUGUGGAUGUCGACUCGAUCAACAAUCCCAAUGACCUGUUUAUCAUCAACAUCAAGAAACUGAUUGAGUUCAGCUUCUUUGACCCUGUUCUUAUGCUUGCUUUGGCUUUUCCUGCUGUUAUUCCAAUCCUUUCAAAGCUUAAUUUUAGCUUCUUCCCAAGAGAUGUGAACACAUUUUUCACAAAUGUUUUGGUGAAUUUGAAGGCAAAGAGACAAAAAGGAGUGCACACUGAUCGGGUGGAUUUUUUGCAGCUGAUGGUUGAUUCUCAAGUAGCCAGUGUCAGCGCCGAGAAGCAGAAUGGUGAUGGCAAGUCGACAGGAAAAGCUCUAACUGACUCGGAGAUUCUCGCACAGGCCAUGACUUUUAUCUUUGCUGGAUAUGAGACCACCAGCAAUACACUAUCAUAUACUGCACACAACCUGGCAACACACCCGGAUGUGCAGAAGAAACUGCAGCAAGAGAUAGAUGAAGCUUUCCCAAACAAAGCUCCUCCCACAUAUGAUGGAGUGAUGCAGUUGGAAUAUAUGGAAAUGGUGAUAUCGGAAACCCUACGAAUGUUCCCCCCUGCCCCCCGCAUUGACAGAGUGUGCAAGAAAGAUGUACAGCUUAAUGGGAUAACCAUACCAAAGGGGACUGUUGUCAUGGUUCCUGCCUAUGUGCUGCACCGUGAUCCAGAAUACUGGCCAGAGCCUGAAGAGUUUAGACCUGAAAGUGGUGUCAUAUUAGCCAUUUUGCAGUCCUUUGGAACCCUCCUGACUCCAGUGAUUCCUGAAAGAUCACUACCAAUGGCUCUACAAUCUCCUCAGCUAUCUUGUUCAGAACUUUGGGGCACAGUCCAACCUUCAGACCUUCCGGCUUCCCCAGGACCUUCUCCUUCUGUGAUGGCCACCAGACCUACCUCUGCCCCGACUCCACUGAAAUUCCUGUUCAGUAAAGAGAAUAGGGAGUCUCGGGAUCCACAUAUCUUCCUGCCAUUUGGAAUGGGCCCUCGGAACUGCAUUGGGAUGCGAUUUGCUCAGCUUAUGAUGAAGAUGGCACUUGCUUCAUUCUUGCAACAUUUGAGCAUUGUGCCAUGCAAGGAGACAUCGAUUCCUCUAGAAAUGGAUGUGAAAGGACCCAUGCAUCCCAAAAAACCUGUAAUCCUGAAAUUUGUGCCACGGGUGAAUGCUGAUUCAAAGCAAUAAAGCACUGAUCAACUUGGAACUUAAAAUAUUUAAGAGUGUGAAUGCUUUGGACUAAACAGAAACAAUGGCAGAAUAAAAUUUGCAUGCUAUCAA